AUGAUAGUGAUUGAAUACAGCUAUUGCAUCUGGCUGUGUAAAGAAUCAACCAUCAGCUUUUUGUUUAUGUGGUAUAGCAUUCAGAAAUGUUGAUAUGGUAGAAUAAGAAAGAAUGGUAGCUAAUUGGCAGAUUGUAUUGUGCGUAUGAGGUGGUGUCGUGGACAGGUGUGUUACUGGAGAUGUACAUUUCAGAAUUUGCUUGGUGCUUGUUCAUGAGCAUUCUGAAUCAAAGCAUUAGGUGAGAGUUUUUCUGAUUUUACAGCUACCUAGCUUAGUGGUUGCUUACGGGAGGCAUCAAGCUGCAGGAUGCAGUACUGCUAGCUUGUCACAUACAAGGAGCCGAGGCCACUCUUGGCUACAUAAGUUCUACCAGGCUGUGUGCUGGUAGUGCUCCCUAGGCAGAAUUCAGUUAAAAGUCCAAAUAGAUGGUGAGCUGGCAUUCCAGCGUGCUGUACAUAGAAUUGCGGGCGUGGGCAGGUAUGCAAGCAGGGUAGGUACCUCUUGGUAUUCCAACCCAAACACCAAGCUCAGAAUAAAGGUGUUAUUCUAAUGCAAGGACUCUGGGAAGCACUUGCUGACAGAAUGCCUCAUGGUGAUCCUAAAUACUACUGCAAAAGAGAGUAUUUGAAGUAGGAAGGCAGAAACUUGUAAAGAACUAAAUGAUCCCAUGAAUGAAUUAAUCUGUCCCACCUUAAGUGAUCACAGGAUAUUUAAUGCCUUCAGGCAUUAAAAAAGCUCAGAUUAUAGCAUGAAAAACGGAUAAUGUAGGAGGCUUUUUUGUAGCUGUUUUCGUUUCUGUUCACCUGUGCUUAUUUGAAGGAGCUGCAGUACUAGAAGUUCAUUUUCUGUACAGUGCCCAAAGGAUUUUCUUGUUAACAGCACUGAAGGGGGAACAUAAGUAAAAUAACAAAAGGUCUCUAAUUAUAUGAUAAAAAAGAUAGUAUGUAGAGAAAGAAGGAACAUACUUUAUAAAACCUUGUGUUUCAGUUGUCCCAUUAAGUAGGCAGGAAGUAGAAGUAGCAAUAGUCAUUGCUGUGUAUUUCACUCAGUCUUCAUUGUUACAUUGUUAUUAUUUUUAGAGAAUAACUUACCUAAUUAGGCUAUAGCUUGGCACUAAUGCUGGAAGAGCGUGUUUCUCUCUGUAGGCCCCUUACAGAAAGGAUGCCUGAACAGUUACUCACUGUGAUUGUCAGCAAAAUUUCUCAUUGUGACUUCUUAAGUUCUUCCUGGGUGGAAAAAGCUUUUGAUUUAAGGAGAAAUCCUGACUAUUGUAUCUUCUAAUGGAACCUGGGAAAUUAAUUACUAUGUCUUACAAAAUGUCAGGGGGCAGUGUAAGCCGUGCUUAUGGCGACUCCUUAGGUAUUCUUGUGAUAAUUAAAAUAAUUAAUUAAUAUAAUGUUCUCAACAGGGAAGAAAGGUUUUAUACUUUGCUUUUAAAUCUAGCAUAUACACACUCUACCACUUCCAAUGACCAGAGGUUUUGAAAAACUUAAUGGAAGAUAAACCUGUGGCUAGUCUGAGGUACUGCUGUUCUGUACGUUCUAUGAUGUAAUCACCAUGGUCACACAAAUAGUGUGUGGUCCUACUCAGUGCACUGCAAGUGAUGUAAGGUGUGACCCCACUGUGCUGGCUCAAACACUGCAAUGGCAGCACAGCCGGGCAUGGUGACUCCUUGUACUGUUAGCUCUGCAAGAGGACUUCAAGCUGUGCUGAAUUUGGUUUUUGUCAAUAGUGAUAAAGUUUGUUUGCUGUUGUUAUUCAGAGUGACUGUGACUGCUGAGUUUGUAUGAUGAUUUGUCAUAUUCACAGCUAUUUCCUGAGCAUAAUAAAAUUAAAGCUGCCCACUAAAACAUACUGCUACUCCCUAAGAAGCAACUUUACUUAUGUAUGUUUUGAAUGAAAUUGGUUUCAGCGUUGUUCUAAUUCAACCUAUUAUACCCCUCUUGCCUUAGGAUUUUUUCUGCUAUCAAAUCCCUCAACUUAGGGCAUGGAUCUACAAGAUGUUGUCUGGAAGAGUAAAUUAACAAAGCGAGUGCUUUUUAAAGAAAGAUAGGGAGAAAAGGGUAAUUAAUAAAAGACUAGCUUUAUUCCAUGUAGAGAUCACCAACAACUUAUUCCUUCAGCUGUGAAGAGAAUUGAUUCUGUAACCUUGUGGCUCCCAGUGUUCCAGAAACUUAAAUCAGUCCUUAGAGAUUUGGUGAUAAAUCAGAUUCUUCUUCUCAAUGCCCUUUCACCUCUGUUGGUUUUGAAAUAUUAAUUACAGGUAUGCAAAAUCCAUGGUUGUGGUGAAAUGUCAUCUUUCAUCCCUAUUACUAUUCCAAGGAGAUUAGAAAAAAAUCUAAGCAAAUCCCAGAUACAUUGAAGGAAUCUGGUCAAAUCUAGCGCAGUGAGAAAGAACAGGAAGGAGCGUUUUUUCAAGCUGCGCUAAUCAGUCUUGAAGUUUAUUACGAUCCUGAUAAACAAGGAUAAUUUCAUAACAACUGAAAGAAAUCAAACAGUCUGAAACUUGAUACCAUUCUCUCUGCAGAGUAUUAGAAAAUCUUAAAGAUUAAAAUUUGAACUACAUGUUGUAAAAGAAAUGUGCAGGAAUCAGCUUCUCUGCAUUGCUGAGACACUGGAUACUGGUUUCUUUAUAACAAGGAAAAUCUAAAUUCCUAUAACACAGAGGAUGGGGAAGGAUUAUUAUUCUAUUCUGGGAAUUGAAAAAGGGGCUUCUGAAGAGGAUAUCAAAAAGGCUUACAGAAAACAAGCGCUUAAAUGGCAUCCGGAUAAGAACAAGUCUGCUCAUGCAGAAGAAAAAUUCAAGGAGAUCGCAGAAGCUUAUGAAGUGCUGAGUGAUCCCAAAAAGAGAGACAUUUAUGAUCAGUUUGGGGAAGAAGGUCUGAAAGGAGGUGCUGGAGGACCUGAUGGACAGGGUGGUACCUUCCGGUAUUCCUUCCAUGGUGACCCACAUGCUACGUUCGCAGCUUUCUUUGGUGGCACAAAUCCUUUUGAGAUCUUCUUUGGAAGGAGGAUGCCUGGUGGUAGAGACACUGAAGACAUGGAGGUGGAUGGUGAUCCGUUUGGAUCGUUCACUAGUUUCAGUAUGAAUGGUUUUCCAAGAGAAAGGAAUACAGUAGGUAGCCAGUUACGUCGUAAACAAGAUCCCCCUGUAAUUCAUGAGCUUAAGGUGUCAUUGGAAGAGAUAUAUCAUGGCUGCACAAAAAGGAUGAGGAUUUCACGGAAAAGGCUGAACCCAGAUGGUAGAAGUGUCCGAACAGAAGACAAAAUUCUCACUAUUGAUAAAAGAGGAUGGAAAGAAGGCACUAAAAUCACUUUUCCAAAAGAAGGUGAUGAAACACCCAACACAAUUCCAGCUGACAUUGUUUUUAUCAUAAAAGAUAAACCUCACUCUCAUUUCAAGAGAGAUGGAUCAAAUAUUGUCUAUCCUGUUAAGAUCAGCUUAAGGGAGGCAUUGUGUGGCAGCUCUAUCAAUGUGCCAACAAUAGAAGGAAGAACCAUACCCAUGACAGUAAAUGAAGUUGUAAAGCCUGGGAUGAGAAGAAGAAUUAUAGGAUACGGUUUGCCAUUUCCCAAAAAUCCUGACCAACGUGGAGACUUAAUUAUAGAGUUUGAAGUAAUUUUCCCAGAUAACAUUUCUCCAGCAUCAAAAGAAGUACUUAGGCGAAAUCUUCCAGUUUCAUAAAAUGAGGACUAUGUCAACUGUUUAAGCAGGACACUGGAAAUGCAGAAGACUGGCAAGUCUGUGCUUUAAAAGUGCAAUGUGUAACAACUAGUGGAAUAUUUGUUUUUUGUUUGUUUGUGGGUUGGGUGGGGGGAAAUAUUGUAAUGCUGCAUGAGAAGAAAAGAGUUAAGUACAAGUCAUAUGGAUGACUUCUGCAGUAUAAUUUACAGGGAAAACCACUCAUAUUUUAUAUUAGAUCUUCCUAAUCAGAAAAGCUUAUUCAGUAUUUUGCUUAAUAUAAAGUGUAGUCAGUUUUUACAAAGCCAAUGCAUAUUUCUGAUAAAGUACUCAAGCCACCAAGUACUUUAUUCCUUAUAUCCCUACUCUAUCUAAUGUAAACAGUUUAUACAGAGAUUGGAUGUGGUAGUAGAAAUAUACAUGUGCGAAUACUUUAAAUUACAAAACAGUAAGGAUACUAUUUGGUCUGUUGCUGUCCACUAUACAAAGCAUAGACUAGGAGAAUCAGCUUGGACUGCUAAAUUGCCCCCCACUGAAAUGAAAGUAUUUUCUUUAUUUCAUCAGAAUGUGAGGGAUCUGCAUUAGAAGUCUAGGAAAGAGCAUGUAUCUUGAGGAGAAGGUAGCUGUUUGUUGAGUGGUUCCUCAUGCUUCAGGCAGAACAGCAAGAAAGGAUUGUACAAGUGUGAGCCUGCUGUCAAAUGGAACAGGGAAAUUGGGUGACAAAUAAUGUAGAGAAGGCUGAGGUACUCAGUGGCUUCUUUGCCUCAAUCUUUGCCAGUAAUACAGUCUUUACCAGGAGUCAGCCCCCUGAAACCAGAAGGGAAUCCUGAAACAAGGAAGAGGUAACCUCAGUGGUGAACCAACAUAGAAGUGCGUUUAAACUAGAUAUACAGAAGUCCAUGACACCUGACAGAUUGCAUGCAGAAUUGCUGAGGAUUCUAGCUAAUGCCUUUGCAAGGCCUCUCAAUCAUCUUUUGAUUUGAGAAGGUUUCUAUAGACUGGUAAGAAGCAAAUAUCACUCCUGUCUUCAAGAAAAGCUAGAGAGAAGAUAUGAGGAAUUACCAGCAAGUCAGCCUUCAUGCAGUUCCUGGGAAGGUGAAAAGGAAUAUCCUCCCAGAAAGCAUUUUCAAACAUGUGGAAGACAGUAAUGCGAUUUAAGGUCAGCAUAGAUUUACAGAGGGGAAAAUCAUGGUUGACCAACUUGAUUUCAUUCUACAGUGUGUGUGUGGUGAUUAGCUUGAUGGAUAAUGGAAAAACAGUCUGUGUUCUUUACCUUGACUUUAGUAGGCGAAUUGACAAAGUACGGGAUAGAUAAGUGGACAGUGAGAUGAAUUAAAAAGUGACUGAGUGGGCACAGGGGUUUUGUUAUCAGUGUCACAAAGUCCACUUGGAGGUAAGUCACCAGUGGUGUAUGCAAAUGCUCAAUACCGUGGCCAGUAAUACUCAACAUCUUUGUUAAAGACUUGUAUGAUGGAAUGGAGUGCACACUCAGCAAGUUUGCAUGUCAUACAGAACUGUGAGGAGUGGUCAGUAACACCGUAUUGAUUGUGCUGGCCUUAAGAAGGGCUUUGGUGGUCCACAAAAACCGUACAGAGAAAAAAAACACACAGUUCUGUGAGUAAAAAUCUUGCUCCCUUAAGUAUUACUCAGGUACCAGUACAGUCUUGGAGCUUGCUGUCUGGAAAGCAAUUUUGCUGAGAAAGGGCUUUGAGUUUCUGGCAGACAACAAACUGACCAUGAACUAGCAAUAUGUCCUUGCAGCAAAACAGGCUAAUGGUAUCCUGGGUUGCACUGGGAAGCUUUGCGAGCAGAUUGAGGGAGGUAAUCCUUCCCUACUCCUCACUAGUGAGGCUGCAUCUGUCAUACCAUGUCCUGUUGUAGUCUCCCCAGUAGAAGGAAGACAGUGGCUUGAUGGAACAAGUCUAUGAGAGACUGAGAGAACUAGAACUGUUCAGUCUGGAAUACAGAAAGCUCAGAGGAUUCUUAUAAAUGUGUAUAAGCAUUUGGAAGGAGGGAAUGAGGAGAAGGGAGCCAGACUCUUCUCAGUAUCACCCAGUGUUGGGACAAAAAGCAUGGGGACAACUUAAUACACUUUUUUUUUUUAAUAUUGUGAGGGUGGUCACAGAAAGACUGUGGAGUAUCCAUCCAUAGAGAUGCUCAAAACCAAACUGGACAUAGUCCUGGGCAGCCUGGUCUAGCUGGCCAUGCUUGAGGAGAUUUGGGUGAUCACCAGAGGUUCCUUCUAACCUAGAAGAUUCUGUGUACACUGACUUAGGAACCUUUUUCAGUAGACAGUGUUAAGGACCAUGCUCUGUAAAUGAGGCUUAGCCCAAAGAUGGGGUGGUGCUGAUGUGACAACUUGAAUCCGUAGGGAGAAGGUUCUUGGGUGGAAAGAUGUAUAAAGAACACUCUAAGAAGUGUGCCAUAGAGCAGAUAUUUAAAGAUCAUGUUGACAUCAAGUUCAGACCUUGAAAAUAAUGCAGAUUUUAAUUUAAAGAAAGAAUCCCAGGUCCCAUCUAAGAAGAAGUCUGCUGAAGACAUGAAAUAGGAUAGGGCUUGUCCACAAACUUCUACAUGCUUGCAUUGAGUCUUUUCUGAAUACAAAUAUGACUUACUUAUCUUUAGAGUUAAAAGGUGCAUAGGGAAAAGGAAAGCCCUCUGUAAUAGUCUAGUUUUGUAAUAUUGUAAUAGGGCUGGUUCCCUUCAUUUUGGUGGAAGAAAUGCCUUGCAGAUUUGUUCUUGUUACUUGAGUUUAAAAUAUAAUAGAGUGCUUUAGCAACAGUUUCAGAGAAUGCUUUUCUUCAUAAGAAGAAAAUAUAUAGGAUUUGCUGUUAGCCUUUUGACUGUGGAAACUCAGUAGUUACCUGCUUUGUUAGGUAGCUUAAGAAAUAGCAGUAUUAAUUUCAUAUAAACGCUUUUCUGUGGGAAAGUAAAUAAUAUGGAAGUUGGGAUUCAAUUUACAAUAGCUUUUUAAUGAGCAAAAAAAUUCCAUUUUUAUUACUCAAAGAAAUAGAACUUCUGGGAGAUACUGUUCAAAUAAUUUUUCAACUGCUUAUCUCUUUGUAUGUUGUCAGUUGUAGUCCUACAACUGCAGUAGAUCUACAAGGAAUGAAACAAUUGCUGGAACAGUAUCGCAAAGGACAAACGUAGCUGCUUAAUGUUUCUGCGUAUUGUUAACACUAUAUAUUGUUUGUUGAAAAAGUUCCCAAUAUGUACUGUAUUGCAUUUCUUAUGUGGUUUUUAAGUAAAAAGUGUAAAGUUGUUUUUUCAUUUUCUCUCAUCUUUUGUUAUGUUGGCAGAUGCUGAAAUCUAUAUAACUUAAGAAGUGUAUCAUCCUAAAAUAUCUGUAUGGUACUUUAAAAGUUAAUGGAAUUGAAAUUUUGUAAUGCAGGAUCUUGUAACAGUAGUCUAACUCGUGAAAAAAAAAACAAACCAAACAAAUUAUCUUAUCUCUUGUAACUAUUUUCAGGUAGGAAAAGUAGUGUUCAAUUCAGGAUUUGCAGUAUCCUGUGCAUUUAGAGGCACAUGUACAACAGACUUCUUUUUUUCCUAGUUGUUUUCAUGCUCAAAAUUCAGAACUGUAGAACUGGUAUGAAUUUUUAUUUUUUUUAAUGGAGAGAUAACAAAGCAUGCAUUUCAAAAAAAUAGCACCUGAAAUUACUUCAAAAUAUGAGAGAGGGCAUUAAUCCAAGAUUUGCAAGAAAGAAGCACACUUUUAAUAGUGAAAUAUUAAAAGCUAUGUUUUAAAAACCGCUUGAUUAUUUUAAGUAAAGGCUUUGUGGGAGACAGAGGCAAAUACUCAGUCACCUGCUAUAUCUUUAGCUACUAAAAUACAUGAAAAUAAAUUGACAUUCAUGAAGUUGGGAGGACAGUGAUAUUUUUAAUCUCCUGAGGGUUGUUGAAGUGCCACACACAGCAAAAGCCAUUUGGUUAGUUCAGAGGAGUUCAUUCUUAGACUUUCCGAUGUCAUGAGAAUAUUAGCAUUCCAUUGUUUUAUUCCAGUAUUCCUUGUGUAAUUGAAGACUAUGUAAAGCCUGUUUGUGGUGUGUUGAGGAAGUGCUGUGGUUUGGGGAUGGUUUUGAAUAAUGAUCCAUUUUCUUAUUUAGGGAAGUAGCGUGCUUUGUAGCUGGGGUUGGGUCUCUGCUAUUAUUUUUUUCCCACCUUCAUCUUUUAACUUUGUGGAUGCUUACUCCCAUUCAUUUUUUAUGUAGUGUAAGUAGACUUCAUUUGCGUGUCCUCCUUUAUUAUUCACCACCUACUUUAAAUAUGACCAUCAGUCCAAAUGUUACAAACAACCCUGAAAAUGGGCAACAUGUAUUAUGAUAAUUGGUGAAAUGAGGUUAGCAGUAUUUUGAGUCUCACGUGAUAGUUCUAGUAUUUUUAGUGGGUGCUCAAAAAUUCAGGCACAGGGAGACAUCUCUAAGAGUGAUGCAUAGUACAGUGAAUAAAUAAAGAUCUGAAAAUGGUUGCAUCUUCAAUGCCAAUGAGCCAAAGCAUAUAUGAGGAAAUACUCUAUAGCUGGCUUGGUUGUAAAGACACUGGUUGAGCUGAGCACCUAAAACUCUCAACCUUGCAUAGUUUUGCUUAGAUACUGGAGGAGAGAAUGUCACCUUUUGUCUUUUGGAUAAUCUACCAUUAGUUAUGGAUUAACUUUUUUUUUGUAGGAUCCGUACAAAAGUAAAACCACUGCAUUGGAUGGUGGUGAUGUACUUUGCCAAGAGUGAGUUUUGCUUCUUGCUAAGUGCCACUAUCAUCAUGCUUGUGUAAAACAAAUUUACUUUAUUAAUUACUCAUGCUUUGUGUUAAUAAUAUCUUGAGACAAACUGGCUGACGUACAUUUUGAGGUAAGAGAAAAACAAUAGUAGUUUCCAAAGGCUGUUUUCCUUGGCCUUUACUGAGAUUGUCUGACCUUAUACUUAUCUACGUCCUCUUUUCUUCUUUGAAGCACUCAGUAGGUAUAGGCAAAAUGUUUUAAUUCCAAAAACUUUUAAGUCUUAAGAUGUUUUUGUUACUUCAUAGUGACUUGAUGUUUAUGAAGAUUCUUUUAUUGUGUAAAUACUGAAAGUAGAGGGCUACUGUUACUCCCUUUGUGUCUAGCAACUCUGUGUGCUUGUUUUGCUCCACUGUAAGUGCUAGCCUACCCAAGCAACAAUCUUGUUAGUCAUGCUGAUUGCUUUAUCACGGAGAAGCUAUCUUCACACUUGUUGCCCUACAUGAUUAAAAAAGUCAAUAUGCACAGAGCCAGUUCUUGAAAUACCUUGCAGCAUUUCCGCGUGUGUACCAAAUGGAAUGUUCCAAAAGUGUCUGAACUGUGUGUAUUCCUCUUUAUAGAAGAGAUGAGAAUGAGUUGAAUGAGAAGUAUUCCUUGAAAGAAGACUUAAGUGUAAGUCUAAUAUGGACCAAGAAAAACAGUGCCUACCAAGAGAACUACAUAUACUUUUAUUUUGCUCAUGCACCACCAAAUUGAUCUUAAGUGAUACGUAGUGGAGAUCAAAUUCUGGGGAUCUGCUCUUUUGCCCUGUUAAGUCACAGUUUGAAACUUGAAGUCAGUGCACAAAAUGAGUUUGUUGCUGUGAUGUGGACUUUCACAAAUGCUCUCAUCUAGUUGCAGUUUUUCACAUGCCAAAGCUAAAAUACGAAUAUUUGAUGCAGUAUGGCUGUACUAUUAGAAGGUCAGUAAAAUCUGGUAAUGGAUUUCAUUCCCUUUCUGUCACAGACGAAAUUCUGUUCAAGCUCCUGGCUCAAAAAUUGUAUUUCAUCCUCUGUUUUCUCAAAAGGCCUUGUUUUGUAGCAUGACUAGGAAACUUUAGUUUCAUUUCUAUUAUAACUUUAUUUAAAUAGCAGAUCUCAAGGUACUAGCACUAAACUUAUAAAGAACAACUCUGUUUUCUUUCAACUCAAUUUUCAUUAAACUAAGCAAGGCAAGAUAUGGUCCUGUAAUAUCUUAUAAAACAGGUUCUUUGUUCUGUAGUCAAAAUCCUUUUAAGCCCUUACUUUCUUUUGGAAUGUAAAUGACCAGAAAAACAAGAUUUUUUGCAGGUAAGAGCUCCUCAAGUCAUGGAUUCAUAUAUCAUUUGUCGUUUUGUAUACACCGUUGGUACAUUGCAGUAGAACACUGUUGCAUUUCAUCCUUAGUAGUAUGACUCAGUUUUGUUCCCAGCACUUUCUUGACAGACAUGGCUUUUGCAUGCCAUAGUUCUUGCAUUCAAAAUACUUUUGCUGAGGAAUAUGAUGCAUUGUGUAAAAUAUUAGUAGGAUAUAACCAAUUCUCUUUUUAGUGUGAUAUUUUACUUUAUAUAAAACUAUUGCAAGUAAUAAGUAAUGUUUUAUUUAAAUGAUUAACUUUCUGCAGUGUCACUAAAAAAUGCAAUUUAAGUUC
Messenger RNA from Meleagris gallopavo (turkey), 10061 nucleotides. It is a transcript of the gene DNAJB4, whose product is annotated as DnaJ heat shock protein family (Hsp40) member B4. Gene Ontology annotation, molecular function: protein-folding chaperone binding. Gene Ontology annotation, cellular component: cytosol. Lineage: Eukaryota; Metazoa; Chordata; Aves; Galliformes; Phasianidae. Gene Ontology annotation, biological process: negative regulation of transcription by RNA polymerase II. The record is from RefSeq and is a predicted model, not a curated record.